ACUUUACCAGUUUGCGGAUUCCCCUCCGGUUUCCUUUGUGUGCUAGCGUUAAGAACUGGUUUUUAUUUCUAAGUAUUUGACGAAAUUGUACCACAUAUUUUUAAGAGGAUAGAAAGUGAUACAUUGAGCGGUGACAAUGACGAUUGUGAAAUCAAGCUUUUAGUAAUCAGAAAAAUAGUUUUUUCCAACUUUUAAAUUGUGCUUCAUUUGUAAAGUAACUAACAGUGUUUCAGAAAUUCAGUAUUUUAUUAAAAUUAUCACUCUGCAAUGGAAGAUGAAGCAGACCUGUUUGAAGAUGCAGUAUCAGUAAGUUCAAUUAGUUCAGAAUCUGCUCAGAAGAAAGGGAAACCAUACAUCAGUUUAUCUCACUGCACUGUAUAUCACAGUAUACAGGACAUUCAAUCCCAACAAAGUAAUACUGAGGAAAACCAAAUGGUGGCUACAAUGCAUCAACCAGUUGGAUCCAAUAGUGAGAGUCAUGAAAAUAUGAUCCUGACAAGUCCAUCAAUGUUCCUAGAUGAAGGACACUCAGUAGAUUUCGUGCUGGUAUGGACAGACAGUUCAGAAGCCUGUAAUAAAGAUGCGCUUAAAAAACGGGAAGUAUUUGAACAUCGCCUAGAGGAAGAGGGAUUGAUUCUGGAACGAGAGCAGAAUCGAUCAUUGCACUUUAUCAAGAUCCAUGCUCCAGUUGAAGUUCUUGGUCGUUAUGCAGAGAUAUUAAAACUUCGUAUGCCAAUGAGAAAGUUUGAUGGUCCAGAGGACAUAGAAGAACCAUCAUUUGAUAUCAUGCUUGAAGUUAAAUCUAUGGUACGACGCCUUGUGGAAUUUGUUCUUGUUAACCCAACUGUGUUCCAUCCACAGGAGCACAGGCUUACUGCAGAGUUCAACAGGGAAAAAAUAUAUCUGUUUGAUGUUGAUUCAGAGAAUUUCUUCACAGCUGCUGUUCGCACCACGGUAGUGGAUUUCAUCUUGGAGCGUAUGCAGUUUUCUGAAGAUAAUAAAACUCCUUUCUGUUUUGGAGUAAAUCGCUUGAUAUCUGAAGGUGUUUACAGUGCUGCUUAUCCUCUCCAUGAUGGAGAUUACAGGCAAGAAGGCUGUCUUCGCCAUUCACUCCACAAGGAAUGGGCCUCAAUUCGUAAAUGGAUAAUGUACCAACCCAUAGAUCAUAUUAAAGAAUACUUUGGAAUUAAAUUUGGCCUCUACUUUGCUUGGCUUGGUUUCUAUACACACAUGCUAAUACCUGCAGCAGUGGUAGGCCUCAUCUGCUUCUUCUAUGGAUUGGCUACAAUGUACUCAAAUACUCUUAGUGAGGACAUAUGUAACCGACGUCUGAACAUUGUUAUGUGUCCCUUAUGUGAUACUUGCCGUUACUGGAAUCUGACAGAUGCUUGUGACUAUGCAAGAGUCACAUAUCUCUUUGACAAUUCCUCCACUGUAUUUUUUGCUUUCUUCAUGUCUUUCUGGGGAACACUCUUCUUGGAACUUUGGAAGCGAUACUCAGCUGAUAUCACACAUCACUGGGGGCUCUCAGGUUUUGAUCUUCAGGCAGAACAUCCUCGCCCAGAAUACCUAGCCAGGCUCCGUGAUGCCAAGUACAAGCCCAAAAUCAAUGUUGUUACGCAAACUGAAGAACCAUAUGUUCCAUUCUGGAAAGUCCGUGUACCUGCCACUAUCCUCAGCUUCUCAGUUGUUUUGUUAUUGAUCACAGUGGCUGUAGGAGCUGUGUUUGGUGUAGUAUUAUACCGAAUGGCCUCAGUUGGGCCUAAAAGCAUAUUUGAAGGUCAGAACAAGAUCAUCUUAAUCCCUGCAACAGCAGCUGUUAUAAAUCUUGUUUGCAUUAUGCUUUUGAAUUAUCUGUAUGACUGGUUGGCUGUAAAAUUGACGGAAAUGGAACUUCUUCGAACACAGACAGAAUUUGAUGAUAGCCUGACACUGAAGAUAUAUCUGUUCCAGUUUGUAAACUACUACACAUCAAUAUUCUAUAUUGCUUUUCUUAAGGGAAAAUUUGUUGGCUACCCAGCCAAAUACAAUCGUGUGUUUGGGUGGCGUCAAGAAGAGUGCAAUCCUGGUGGCUGUUUGAUGGAACUUUGUAUUCAACUCGCGAUUAUCAUGGUUGGCAAGCAAGCUUAUAAUACUGUUCUGGAAAUGGUUAUUCCGCUGUUAUUCAAGUGGUGGAACACAUUCAAGAUUAAAACAGGAUUGCAGGCAGAAGACAAAGAGAAUGGAAAAAUAAAGAAACAGUGGACUGAAGACUACAAAUUAUUAGGUUGGGGUCCUAGAGGGUUAUUUCCAGAGUAUCUUGAAAUGGUUUUGCAGUAUGGGUUUGUUACCAUCUUCGUAGCAGCUUUCCCCUUGGCUCCAUUCUUUGCAUUAUUAAACAAUGUUUUGGAGAUGAGGCUUGAUGCAAAGAAAUUCCUUCGAUUCUAUCGUCGGCCUGUUCCAAAACGAGUAAAGGAUAUUGGUGUAUGGUUUUGCAUUCUGGACAUUCUUGGACGUAUCUCUGUGGUCACUAAUGCAUUCAUCAUUGCAUUUUCAUCCAACUUUAUUCCACGGAUUGUGUACAUGAUGACUGUAAGUCAAGAUCACACAGAUGUUGGCUUCCUCAAUCAUUCUUUGGCCUACUUUGAUACGGCACACUUCAGUCAUUCUCUUACCAACAUACCUCAUGUUGACAUAUGCAGGUAUCCAGAGUAUAGAAAUCCACCGUGGCAUGAGCGUCCGUACAAGCGCCCUCUCAUAUACUGGCACAUUCUAGCUGCACGACUGGCAUUUGUUGUUGUAUUCCAGAAUGUGGUUAGCUUUGUAAUGAUGGCUGUCCAGUGGCUUAUUCCUGAUACUUCUCGCCAUCUCCGUGAUAAAAUACGCAAAGAAGCAUACCUCACAAAUGAAAUUAUUAUUGAUCAAGAGAGAAAACGAGCACAGGCCAUGAACCGAGGUCAGGUUGGUUCAGGGGAUUUUCUUAAAGGAGAACUGAACGCUAUGGCUAAUACCAGUAAUAGGUUGGCAUAUAAAAGAAAGAAAUUGAAUGAUGCAGAAGAAAUUCCCCUUUCAGAUCUCCACAUAGUUUGAGAACUUCCUUACUGAGGUAAGUCAUGUGUGGAAUUGGAUACAAUUUGUACUU
Messenger RNA from Zootermopsis nevadensis, 3121 nucleotides. RefSeq names its product anoctamin-1. Gene Ontology annotation, molecular function: protein dimerization activity; chloride channel activity. Lineage: Eukaryota; Metazoa; Arthropoda; Insecta; Blattodea; Termopsidae. Gene Ontology annotation, biological process: chloride transmembrane transport. The record is from RefSeq and is a predicted model, not a curated record. Gene Ontology annotation, cellular component: plasma membrane.